CCCAAGCCCUGUUUUAUUUUGUCCAGGAAAGUGCGGUGCGUCGAGUCCCCAUUUUUCUCUAAAUCUCCAUUGACGCCGGCUCCGGUGUAGCAUUUGUAGGAAAGCAUGGAAAGCAGUAGGGGUCCUGGUGGAAUUCAACAAUUGCUAGCUGCAGAACAAGAAGCUCAACACAUUGUCAAUGCUGCCAGAAGUGCAAAAAUGGCUAGACUAAAACAAGCCAAAGAAGAGGCUGAAAAGGAGAUUGCUGCUUACCGAGCCCAGGUUGAACUUGAGUUCCAGAAGAAAUUGGCUGAGAGCAGCGGGGACUCAGGUGCUAACGUUAAGCGCCUUGAACAAGAGACACAGGCAAAGAUUCAUCACCUGAAAACAGAGGCUGGGAGAAUAUCACAUGAUGUUGUCCACAUGCUUCUGAAGCAUGUGACAACUGUGAAAAACUGAAAUGAAUGGCUUUGAUGGCUUAAUGUCGGACCGUGAAUUAUUUAUUACACAUGUCUUUUUUUUCCUGAUCCACUUAGAUUUCCUGUGGCUGCGGCUGAUAGGAUCCUUGUCCGUUGUUUACCCUUAGUAUAAGCCAGUAGCUGUUGAAAAUAAAGAAAAACCCAUGUCCAAUGUGUUCUUCAUACAAAGGAUAGUCCAUGAAAUUGAUUUGCUGAUUGGUGCAUUUGGCGGUAGGCAAUUUUACUUUUAUGGCUUGUUAAUUUUCGGGAGCAUGGCCCAGCUAGAUGCUGAUCCUAUCAUUGUAAAGGAAAUGGACUAUUUCCCC
This is a messenger RNA of Vitis riparia (riverbank grape), 763 nucleotides long. Its product is annotated as V-type proton ATPase subunit G-like. Gene Ontology annotation, cellular component: vacuolar proton-transporting V-type ATPase complex. Gene Ontology annotation, biological process: proton transmembrane transport. NCBI's taxonomy places the organism in Eukaryota, Viridiplantae, Streptophyta, Magnoliopsida, Vitales, Vitaceae. The record is from RefSeq and is a predicted model, not a curated record. The transcript has 4 exons. Bases 106 to 438 code for a protein of 110 amino acids. Gene Ontology annotation, molecular function: proton-transporting ATPase activity, rotational mechanism.